This is a messenger RNA of Glycine soja, 618 nucleotides long. RefSeq names its product glycosyl hydrolase 5 family protein-like. The record is from RefSeq and is a predicted model, not a curated record. Lineage: Eukaryota; Viridiplantae; Streptophyta; Magnoliopsida; Fabales; Fabaceae. Bases 1 to 618 code for a protein of 205 amino acids. Gene Ontology annotation, molecular function: hydrolase activity, hydrolyzing O-glycosyl compounds. The transcript is spliced from 2 exons.
AUGGUGAGAAAAUCCUCCAUUCUCUUGGCGUGCCUCUUGGCCAUAUUCACAUCAUGUUGCAACUCUUUGCCUCUCUCAGUUCACAAGAGAUGGAUCAUUGAUGAUGCAACAGGAAAACGUGUGAAGCUUCAUUGUGCACAUUGGGUGGCUCAUGCAACGCCAAUGCUUGCUGAGGGUCUUGACAAAUCGCCCAUGAAUGACAUUGCUGCUAAUAUAGCCAAAGCAGGAUUCAAUUGUGUUCGUUUGUCCUAUGCUACGUACAUGUUCACUCGCUAUGCUAAUAACACUGUUCGUGACAUAUUCCACACUCAUGAUAUUCCGGGCAUUGUGUCAGCAAUCGAGAAAUAUAACCCUAGGGUGUUGAACAUGACCCAUCUUCAGGCCUAUGAGGCUGUGGUUGAUGCUCUAGGGGAUCAUGGCGUGAUGGUGCUCAUUGAUAACCAUGUUAGUUUGGCAAAGUGGUGCUGUGCCAAUGAUGAUCAAAAUGGAUUCUUUGGAGAUAGGCAUUUUAACACUUCUGAAUGGCUUCAAGGGUUGGCUUUUAUAGCCCACCAUUUCAAAGGAAAACCCAAUGUGAGUAAUAGAGAAAUAUUUAAGACCCUUGAAGAUGGUAAUUAG